CAGUUGAGGACAAGGCCUCUUGCUGUCUAGAGAUGGAAAACAACAUAACUACUAUCUCUCGUGAAGAGCUUGAAGAUCUGAGAGAAGCAUUCGGUAAAAUAGAUAUUGACAACAGUGGGUAUGUCAGUGAUUAUGAGCUCCAAGACCUAUUUAAAGAAGCAAGUCUGCCCUUGCCCGGUUACAAAGUCCGGGAGAUUGUAGAAAAAAUCAUUGCAGUGACAGAUAGCAACAAGGACGGGAAAAUCAACUUUGAAGAAUUUGUCUCUAUAAUUCAGGAAUUGAAAAGUAAAGAUGUCAGCAAAUCUUUCCGAAAAUCAAUAAACAAAAAGCAAGGUAUUACAGCAAUUGGAGGAACAUCAGCAAUAUCUAGUGAGGGGACACAGCACUCUUAUUCCGAGGAAGAAAAAGUUGCUUUUGUUAAUUGGAUAAAUAAAGCUCUACAAGAUGACCCAGACUGUAAGCACCUCCUACCUAUGAACCCAUCAGAUGCCAGUCUUUUUAAAUCCCUUGCAGAUGGCAUCCUUCUUUGCAAAAUGAUCAACUUUUCACAACCAGAUACAAUUGAUGAAAGGGCUAUUAAUAAGAAGAAACUCACUCAUUUCACUAUUUCUGAAAACCUAAACCUGGCUCUGAACUCAGCAUCUGCUAUUGGCUGUACGGUUGUCAAUAUUGGAUCACAAGAUCUGCAAGAAGGAAAACCACACUUGGUAUUAGGAUUGUUGUGGCAGAUCAUUAAAGUUGGUCUUUUUGCUGAUAUUGAGAUCUCCAGAAACGAAGCUCUUAUCACCUUGCUAAAUGAAGGGGAAGAACUGGAUCAGUUAAUGAAGCUUUCCCCAGAAGAGCUCUUGCUACGCUGGGUUAACUACCAUCUGGCCAAUGCAGGGUGGAAGAAAAUCAGUAACUUCAGCCAAGAUAUUAAGGAUUCAAGAGCAUACUACCAUCUGUUAAAUCAGAUUGCACCCAAAGGAGAUGACCUUGAUGAAUUGUCCAUUAAAAUCGACUUUUCAGGAUUUCAUGAUAAAAAUGACUUGAGGAGGGCUGAAUACAUGCUCCAACAGGCAGAUAAGCUGGGCUGCAGACAGUUUGUAACUCCAGCUGAUGUGGUUGCAGGCAACCCUAAACUCAAUUUGGCUUUUGUUGCAAAUCUCUUUAACACAUAUCCAGCCCUACACAAGCCUGACAAUUCAUCUUACGAUCUCAAUUUAUUAGAAGGAGAAAGUAAGGAAGAAAGGACUUUCAGAAACUGGAUGAAUUCACUGGGUGUAAGCCCAUAUGUUAAUCAUUUAUACAGUGACCUCUCUGAUGCUUUAAUAAUCUUCCAAUUGUACGAUAUGACUCGUGUGCUGGUUGACUGGAGCCAUGUCAACAAACCUCCUUAUCCAUUACUUGGUGGUAAUAUGAAAAAGAUUGAGAAUUGCAAUUAUGCAGUAGAACUGGGGAAGACAAAAGCCAAAUUCUCACUGGUUGGUAUUGCUGGACACGACCUAAAUGAGGGUAAUCCAACUCUGACUUUGGCUUUGAUAUGGCAGCUGAUGAGAAGGUAUACUUUGAAUGUACUGUCAGACCUUGGAGAAGGGGAAAAAGUAAAUGAUGAAAUUAUUAUUAAGUGGGUGAAUCAGACACUUGCAAAAGCAAAUAAGAAAACUUCAAUUACAAGUUUCAAGGAUAAAUCAAUUAGCACUAGUUUACCUGUCCUAGAUUUAAUAGAUGCCAUUGCACCAAAAGCAGUUCGUCCAGAAAUGGUCAAGAGAGAAGAUCUUUCAUACCAAGACAAAUUGAAUAAUGCUAAGUACGCCAUUUCGGUUGCUCGAAAAAUUGGUGCUCGUAUAUAUGCUCUCCCAGAUGAUCUGGUUGAAGUGAAGCCAAAAAUGGUGAUGACAGUGUUUGCAUGUUUGAUGGGAAGAGGACUGAACAAAAUAAAAUAA
Molecule: messenger RNA, 1925 nt
Organism: Cariama cristata (Red-legged seriema)
Lineage: Eukaryota; Metazoa; Chordata; Aves; Cariamiformes; Cariamidae
Gene: PLS1
Product: plastin 1
Exons: 15
Coding region: 33-1925 (630 amino acids)
Biological process (GO): actin filament bundle assembly; actin filament network formation
Cellular component (GO): cytoplasm; actin filament bundle; actin filament
Molecular function (GO): actin filament binding; calcium ion binding
Source: RefSeq, a predicted model, not a curated record